UAUAUAUACACACACAACUGUACAGAAAUAAGAUAAACUACAAAUAAGUACAACUAUGUGUUGUACUUGAAUAGAAAUAGAAACAAAAGAGAAUAAAUAAAUAAAUACAAUAGUACACAGACAGAGUGGAACAGUGCAAGGGUGAGGGGUGAUGCAGGUCAGCCAUGAUGUUAGUGGCUUUAAGAUCGCAGCAUGAGGUGUAAAUAUCCUGUAGACUGGGAAGAGACCUGCUAAAAACGCGUUUAGCAGUCCGCACUGUUCUCUGGAGGGGCUCUGUGGUCGGACGUGUGGGAGUUUCCAUACCAGAUUGUGAUGCAGCUGGUUAGGACGCUCUCUAUGGCGCCUCUGUGUUAAGGAUGUCUUCUUCAAUUGUCUCAGGAAGUGCAGUUUCUGCUGGGCUUUUUUUCACUGAUUUGGUGUUGCUAGUCCAGGACAGGUCCUCUGUGAUGUGAACACCGAGGACUUCGGUGCUCUUCACUUUACUUGUGAUGAGCACUGAUGAUGACACACCAGCAGGAGAGUCGUCUAUGGGUCGUUGUUCGACGGCGCGCAGUGAUGUGAAAUAAUGUCUCACCUCAAAUGUGUUCAAACUGUUUUAGAAAUGUAAGAAAGUUCAAAUUUUGGUAUUUAAAGUAGAGAGUAAGAGUUUAAAGUUGUCAUAAAUAUAAAUACUCAAGUAUAGUACUUCCCACCUCUGGAGAUUACUGCGCUACUUCUUUUUCAAUAAACACAUUACUGACAGUCUACUGAGAAAUCAGAGUCAUGAUGAGUCAUGAUGCUCCUUUAAAAUGUGCUAGGGUCAUGUUGUGUAGCUCUGCCAGCUCAGCUCGAGACACUUUAUUGUGUUCUGGCUCAUUCAGAGAGCGUUUGUGUUUCACAGUCAGAGAUUCACUGUAUGCUCAAUCUUAAUAUCUGAAUCUAGAAUCAGCGAAUCUAGAAGCAGCGGUGCCUGUGGUUCACAUACAGUUUUCUGAGAAUUUAAACAGACCGUGAGAGUGAGCAUGGUGGUGUUUCAUAUCUAUCUAUAAAUGUGACACUUGUUUUUAAUGAAUGUGUGUGUGUGACCUGUUUACAUAUCUUUGUGGGAACCAAAAAUGGAAAGUUUACUAUACUUGUGUGGACCAACAGCCCUUAUAGGGACAAAAUCCUGGUCCCCAUGAGUUUGAAGGCAUUUUUGGGAUUCAAAAUGUGGUUUUAGUGUCAGGGUUACAAUUAGGUUACAGUUAGGGUAAGGGUAAGGGUAUGUCAAACACACACACACACACACACACACACACACACACACACACACACACACACACACACACACACACACACAGCAUUAUUGUACUUCUACAUCUGCCUCUGUAGGUUUAAACUUUAAGCUUCUUGUUUUUUGUGUUUUGCUGUUGUUACAAAAGCUUCAGAAAAAUCAUUUCACUCACAUCUAAAUUAGCAUUUGCUCUUUAGCUGAACAUAACUGAAGAUAAAAGCCAGUUUCAUUUAUCGCGGUUCCUUUUUGUCCUGUAAAGCUUUCAUUACGAGACACAAAAUGAUAUUUACAAAAGUUCUCAAAGUGAUUAAACUUUAUAUUUUCUGCGUUGCUCUCUUCUAAGAGCAAAUGCUGACAAAGAAGAAAACUGAACCAGACGACCAGCAGCCUUCUGAAACCCAGACCCACUCUUACAUGUGUUUUUGUACUGAUAACCGUGAUCAAACUAUAACAAGUUUGUGGUUUGUACACUCGGCUCUGCAACGGCUCGUUUUCUAUAUAGUCGCUCAUGUUUAUGACUGCCCCAGUUAAUGCUGGCUGCUCUGAAAACUCUCAGUGGUGAGCGUUUCACCUGUGUGUGUCUGUCUCUGGUCCUCAACUUCUGUAAAAGAAGAGGCUAACACCCUCCUCAGCUGGAGUUGAGGAGGGUGUUAGCCACCAACACACAUCUGGAAAAGAAUCACUUUAGCGGCCACAGUGCAGUUCAUCUAUAGUUUGCUGUGAACUGUGCUCAUAAUAUGUGAGACAACAUGGCCCACCAAACCUGGAAUAUCCCUAGACUGUGAAUUAAUUUAUACAUUUAUACACACAGACACACACACACACACAGACACACACACAUAAAUAUAUAUAUAUGCUCACUUUUAGUUUGACUUUUGCAGAUCUUUCUGAUUUAAUGAUCAUAUAUACGAUGAGGAAUCAUGCAGACUCAUCUUGAGUGAAGGAUGUGGUUAGAAGACUGAUAAUCUGAUGACUAUCAAAUCAAACUGCUGUAUAAAAGGUUCACCUUGACACUUCUACAAACACAACGUAACCUUUUUGCUAGCAUCAUGCUCGGUCUGCAGAAAUUUCUGCUCCUCCAUCUUCUGGCAUUCCUCGGAAAGCUCUCACAUGGAAGUGACAUCAUACAUGGUGAAAAAGCCCCAGAGAACUCAAUGCAGUACAUGGCCUCUGUGCAGAACAACAAUGGUCACCAUGUUUGUGGAGGAUUUCUCAUCAAGGAGGACUUUGUAGUCUCGGCUGCACACUGUUAUAACGCGAGCCCCACAUACGUUGUUCUCGGCAACCACAAUCUGAAGAACGGUAAUCAUCAAAAAAUAAAGAUUGAAAACAAAACCAUCCAUGAAAAUUAUAAAGAUGCUGGACUGGGUGAUGACAUCAUGCUGAUUAAACUGUCUGAGAAAGUUCAACUGGGCCAUGGCGUAGAAAGAAUUCAGCUUCCACCUGCUGAAAUAAACCUAAACGAAAACCAAGUGUGUCAGGUGGCUGGAUGGGGAAAAACUAAAACUGAUCAUAAUAAACCUGCUGAUGAGCUGAUGGUGGCGAACGUGUCCGUCAUUGACAAACAAGUCUGUAUAAAACUAUGGGAUGAUCUUCCUGACAAUGUCAUCUGUGCAGGUGGAUAUGAAACAACCAAAGGAUUCUGUCAGGGAGAUUCUGGUGGUCCUCUGGUGUGCAAUGGGUCAGCUUAUGGCGUCGUUUCUUUCAACUAUAAAGGAAACUGCAGUUACCCCAAUAAACCCAACGUCUAUACAGACAUCUCAAAAUACCUUCAGUGGAUUCACCGGAUUGUGAAAUCCCGAAAAUAUGAGGAGUAAAAACUUCAUUGAAAGUUUGGCUUGUAUAUUAAAGAAAUGUCAGCAUUUCUGAUUCUCUGUCAGUGUAACCAAAAAUGAAAAGUAUUAAAUAUGUGAUUUCCUUUUUUUAACUGAUUGUUUUAUUUUGAACAUCAUAAAUAAUAAAGUAACAAUAAAAUACAAAGUAAACAGUAAAAAAAUGUGGGAAAACCAGUCACUAUUUCCCCAUGUUACAUCAUAAAUAUGCCGUACUUCUUAGGGCAGGGUUCGUAUUAUGGGUUAUUCUUUCUUUUUUGCAUCUUUAUUUGAUCUUCAUCAUAUCGAUGUACAUCAUGGAUGUUCUGUUGUUCAGUCGUCCUUUUAAUUUACCUGUAUAAAUGUGAUAAAGACUGUUCUCAUUUACCAACUUGCAUUAAAAAAAUAAAUACUAUCAAAAAUUUGUAGAAUGUGUCCUUUCCUUUUAAAUACCUGGAAGUUAGCUGAGGUUAAUCCACUUAAUCAUAUGACCCAUGUCCUGAAAAUACACUGUACUUAUGAUAUAAGAUUUCUACAAGUAAUAAAUUACAUAUGAAUUAAAAUGACCUAUACAGUACUAAAAAUUACUUACAGUAUUUGUGUAUUUCCUUUCAAAUACUCAAAAUUUAGGCACAACCUAAAAUUACUUACACACUACUUAAAUGCAAUUAUUCUUUUUUUUUUAAUGUAAAGUAACUGGUGUUGCAAUACUUAAAAAAUCAUGUUGCAAUGAAUAAUUAUAUUCCACACGAUCUACACACUUGAAAGUUAGCAGUUAUUUAAUCAUAUCCUCAUUAAUGCUGUUUAAUUAUUUACAAAUCAGUCUUCCAUAUGAUGUAUACUCAGAAAAUAUACAUGUAUAAGUACAUACACGUCUACACAUACAGUACAAACAUAAACAAUAUAUACUUCACCACUCAAAGGUCACUUUACAGAUGCAAUAGAAAUUAAUUUAAAUUGCUUAAAUUUAUAAAACUCUUUUUUCCCCUUCAGCCAGUGGAACAAUUACCCACUCAGUGCAAAUACACUCUACUCUGUUUUAUUGUUCUCUUCAGAUAACAACAGAUGAUUAUCACCAACCACAGUCUUCUCAAAGUUUGCAGAGUAGUCUACGCUUAAAUAUAAAUGAAACACAUAUAAAUGUACAUCUGUGGUGUUCUGUGUGCAGCAUAUGUAUAUUCCAACACAUGCACAGUAUUUUAAAGUGAGUGGGGAGUGUAUUGUGUAAAUGAUGCUCCUCAUUUCUGUUAAACACUGUUGGUGGUGUUUCUUCCAACUACAAAAACAGCUGCAAACAUCCCGAUAAGCCCGACGUCUUUAUGACAUCUCAAAAUACCUUCAGUCUACUGACGAGCUAAUUAAGUUUUACUUUUGCAUUACUGAAAUGUAAUUUCUGAUUGCACUGUAAGUGUGACCAGAAAUAAAAAAAUAAAAAUAUCGUUUGACAUUUUAUAUCCUUUUGUAAUAUCCUUCUGUAACAAUUGUGAUCUUUUUUAUUAUCAGCUCGAUUUCAACAAGAGUGAAACAUUUGUUGAUUCAGUCAUUUCAAUUAAACCGUUUAAAGGGUCAUCGUGACAAAAGGAAGAUUAAAAGAAUACAUACUGAUGAGGAAAUAAAGUCACCAGAGAUCACCGGUCUAUUGUAAGACUAUCACACAGAGGAAGACAACCAUUCACACUCCUGUGUGAAUUUAGAAUCA
This is a messenger RNA of Oreochromis niloticus (Nile tilapia), 4762 nucleotides long. RefSeq names its product trypsin. The coding region runs from base 2302 to 3069 and encodes 255 amino acids. Gene Ontology annotation, molecular function: serine-type endopeptidase activity. Lineage: Eukaryota; Metazoa; Chordata; Actinopteri; Cichliformes; Cichlidae. The transcript is spliced from 5 exons. Gene Ontology annotation, biological process: proteolysis. The record is from RefSeq and is a predicted model, not a curated record.